This is a messenger RNA of Pseudophryne corroboree (corroboree frog), 1380 nucleotides long. It is a transcript of the gene NENF, whose product is annotated as neudesin neurotrophic factor. Gene Ontology annotation, cellular component: endoplasmic reticulum; endomembrane system; membrane. NCBI's taxonomy places the organism in Eukaryota, Metazoa, Chordata, Amphibia, Anura, Myobatrachidae. The record is from RefSeq and is a predicted model, not a curated record. The coding region runs from base 53 to 670 and encodes 205 amino acids. The transcript is spliced from 5 exons.
GACUCUACAAACUUUUCUCCAACUUGAGACAGGCUACCCAGCUGGCACUGGUAUGCUGGGACUUGUGAUUCUCCAGCAGCAGUCUACGGCUGGCAGUGAAAGGGUUAGAGCCCUGUGGGCGUGGCUCGGUUACUGGCCAGACACCGCCCCUCCCGGAAGUGUCCCGGAUAUGUCGCCUCUCAGGGCAGUGGUGGGCUUGCUGCUGAGCACCCUGAUACCUGGCCAGGUACAGGGGGAUCUCCCCGACUCCCAGCAGCGGCCACACCCCCAGCAUAAGCCGGUCAGGCUCUUCACUGACGAGGACCUGGCCGGUUACAACGGGAAGCAGGGUGACCAGCCGAUAUACAUGGCAGUGAAGGGAACUGUGUUCGAUGUGUCAUCAGGAAAAGAGUUCUAUGGGAAGGGAGCUCCAUAUAACGCACUUGCGGGAAAGGAUUCCUCACGCGCUGUUGCCAAAAUGUCGCUGGAGCCGGAAGAUCUCACUCACGAUACGGCUGGACUCUCCGAGGAACAACUGAAGUCUUUGGACGACAUUUUUGAGAACGUGUACAAGAAAAAAUACAAGAUUGUCGGCUACAUGGCCAGGCGCAUUCUGACCGAGGGCGGCGGCCCCAACCCGGACUUCAAGCCCGAAGAUCAACCGCAUUUCACCAUUAAAGAUGAAUUCUGAAGGAACGUUUUUCUCCUCCAACCUCCGUCUUGUCAUUAUAAAUUGAGCUAUUUACAGAACCUGCGGGGGUUAAACACUAUGCCCAGCGAGAAAUGUAAAGAACGGACUAGAAAACAGGAAUCGGUGUAUCUCAGUCUCCCUCCUCUAGUGUGUCUACCUCAUAGUCUGACUGACGCCGGAGCAGAGAGGUCUCCUGGGCUGUCUGUAUAAUUGUUACCAUGUAGUACUCUAUAAUCUCCGGCUCCAUUCCCCCCUUAGUGAUAACGGUAACGGGACGGGUUUGAGCGUUAUUCCUGUGACGCAGUUCUCAGCAUCAGAUUAAUCAUGUUACUGCGUUUCUGUGGGUACAACUGGGGACUGUUUUUGGACACUCCUCUCGGAGGUCCAUUGUCCGGCGGAAUGCUGUGUGAUGGUUCUGGGAGACAGUUUGCUGUGUGUUACAGAAUGAACCACGUCAUGUGCAUUCUCCUUAUAAUUUCCUGGUGGACUCGCAGUUAACUUUUUUAUAUCACUACCCUCUGUUUUUGGCUGAUGUGCACAACUUUUACUGCACACUUAUUUUAGCACGACAGUGCCCAGAAUCCUAUACGGCGUUGUGUGUAAGAUCAGCAGUUCUCACGCUGGCAGCUGGUUUAUGUCACCGGGGCUGUUGGUAAGAAAAUACACUACAGAAGUUUAACAUAAAAUAAAUGUUUGAACAAAAAAAAGUU